Molecule: messenger RNA, 933 nt
Organism: Miscanthus lutarioriparius
Lineage: Eukaryota; Viridiplantae; Streptophyta; Magnoliopsida; Poales; Poaceae
Source: the annotation of a GenBank genome assembly
AUGAAGGCGGCCGUCGGCGCCAAGCCACCGUUCCAAAAGACUCGCAGGAGACAAGAACUGAUCACGAUGGCGAGUUCCGCUCUCCCAGGGGACGCUUGCGUUCACGGCGAGUGGCUCGCUGCGGCUCCCCUCGGCGUCGUCGGCGUCCUGGAGGGUCGCGUCCAUGGAGGCCAUCCUUCCGGUGUGAUCUCUCCCUUCUUUACGGGCUCAGUGAUGCCAUUACUCAGCAGUAAGGAGGCAUCAAGUUCUCUCCUCGGCGACAUGGAGACAUAUCUGAACCCUGUCUCCGGGGGCUUACUCGAGGACGACACGCUACGGCUCAACAGAUACCUGGCCGCUGCAAAGUUGAUGCUGAUGUUUCAGCGUCAGCUGCCCCCUGGCACGGCAUCCAGCGACAUCCAUGACGACCAUGAUCGUGCGAAAAAGCUCCUCGACAAGGCCAUGUCCUCCCUCGCAAUGGAGUUCUGCCACCUCCGAAUCUGGCGACAUGAUGAUUACCACCUGGAUGUCUCGCCUGUGUCCAUCUGGGAGUCCGUCAGGCGCAGCUGCCGCGACAGUUCCAACUCUGACUCGGCAGCCUCAUGGUUGAGUUCCUCUGCUUCCUGUUCCUUCACCGGCGGCAAUAGUGGCAGCUCAAGUGGAUUCCUCUCGGCUCUAUUUGAGGACAUGUCCGUCCGAAGUGACAAGGCAUUCCGAUGCAUGCAUCUUAAUUUUAUCGACAGAAAGGAGUUGUCCACCCUCAAUGACAUUGCAGGCGUCAUGAUCGAAGGCGGAUAUCAAGAAAUGCUCCGACGUGCAAUCCAUCGAGACUCUGCUCAACCUGCCAGGAUUUCUAACGAGAAAGAUGCUUCCUCCAUUCCAAAUUGCAAAUCAUUCUGCCUAGAAAAAGUUACCAAAACUAACUUACAAUUUGAGAUGGAGGAGAGUAUUUAA